AUGAACGGACACAGCAUGACGUUACCUCAAAGUGGGUCUACCAAGGCGAUGACAAAUUCCCACUACACUGGGAUGUCCCUGGAUCAUCAAUUUCUGAAUGCUGAAUCUGAAGGAAUUUCCAAGGCCAGUGGAUGGUCAUCUUCAUCCCCAUCCCCAUCCCCAUUUAUCCGGGAGGAACCACUCAGUUUGAAUCUUUCGCGAGAAUCUACCUUUCAAUCUCACAAAACCUGUUCAGAAUCAAGCCCAUGUAGUCCUCUCUCUCUGGCUUCUCAUGUCCAAACUCCAAAGAGCACAUAUUCACGAUCUUCAGUGUUCUGUACUAGCUUAUACCAGUCAUCUUCUUCAACUUCUGAAGCCCACAAGCACCUACGGAAUCUGCCAUUUCUUCCACAUCCUCCAGCAUACAACCAAUCUGUUUCUGCUGUUGACUCAAAAUCUUCAUCUAUCUUCAGUGAGGACAUUAGUAAUUUGGAUGAUGAAAAACAUACAGAGGCUCUUAUGACGGACUUCUUGGGUUUUCCUGGAGAUACUUCUGAUGGUAGCUUCAGUGGCAUGGACUGUGCAAGUGACAACUUAAUGCUAACAGAGCAAUUGGAGCUACAGUAUUUGUCCGAUGAGCUUGAUCUUGCUAUAACUGAGAAUGGAGAAAUCCCAAAGCUUGACGAUAUCUAUGAAGCACGGCAACCACCAUCGAAGCAAGGAACGGGAUUGGUUUGCCACCAAAAGUGCCUUUCCCCAUUGCCAGCCAUUGAUUCUCUUUCUAGUCAGCCAUCUUCUGGCCCUGCCGCAGCACACAAGCCAAGAAUGAGAUGGACGCCAGAACUUCAUGUGCGUUUUGUGGAUGCUGUCAAUAAGCUUGAUGGGGCUGAAAAGGCUACCCCUAAGGGAGUAUUGAAGCUUAUGAAUGUUGAAGGUUUGACAAUCUACCAUGUAAAAAGUCACUUGCAGAAAUACCGUUUAGCGAAGUACAUGCCAGAGAAAAAGGAAGAGAAAAAAGGUUGCAGCUUUGAGGAAAAGAAAGCAAUGUCUUGUGGCAAUGAAAGUGAUGGAAGAAGAAAAGGGAGCACGCAGAUUACAGAGGCCUUGCGCAUGCAGAUGGAAGUUCAGAAACAGUUGCAUGAGCAGCUUGAGGUGCAAAGAGCACUUCAGUUACGCAUAGAAGAUCAUGCGAGAUACUUGCAAAAGAUUCUGGAGGAACAGCAGAAAGCUGGUGUCGUCCUGACCUGCCCUCAAAAGAUGUCUUCCUCAGAGGAUCCAUACCCAGAAAGUGAACUGCUACCGCCUUCUCCAACCAUUGCUGCUUCGCUGCCUGGGCCAGCUGAAUCCAAAUACAAUCCCGGAGUCCUAUCACUUAAGAACAAGGCUAGUGAAAACAGCAGCAUCGAAUCACAUGAGUGCCAGCAGAAGAGGAUUCGGAUGGAUGAAAAGGCUGAAUCCACUUCAGUUUCCGACGAGGCUGUUGUUGAGAAUCCAAGUGAGGUGACUCAAAUUCAAAGUCGCUAGUCCUCUCAUUCCUUAAACCCCUGUAAAUUUUAUUGAUUUCUUGUAGACGAGUUGUUUAAUGAAUUUGCUUGAAUGAACACUACUUAUUCUUCAGCAUCUGUAGGCAGUUAAAAUAUACAUUUUAAAAAUGUAUUGCUGCCAAACUCAUUUGGCGGACUCUUUCUUAGUACAUAUAGCAAGUAGUGAGUGGAUUGAUCGAAA
This is a messenger RNA of Syzygium oleosum, 1704 nucleotides long. Its product is annotated as myb family transcription factor PHL6. NCBI's taxonomy places the organism in Eukaryota, Viridiplantae, Streptophyta, Magnoliopsida, Myrtales, Myrtaceae. The transcript has 7 exons. The record is from RefSeq and is a predicted model, not a curated record. Bases 1 to 1503 code for a protein of 500 amino acids. Gene Ontology annotation, molecular function: DNA binding; DNA-binding transcription factor activity.